UACCAAUCCGUCUUCCUCGUUCAGAGAUAAUAUGGAUGCUAGAAAAGGAAUGCCUGAUUUGGCUGUGGGCGUAAAGCAUGAAGUGAGCUCCGAAGGUGUAUAUGAUGUCCCUCCUCCCAUAGCCAAGGCAGCCGCCUCUUCUGAGCUGACACCACUCCAGCAAGGCCUCUACGAUGUUCCAGUGAGCCACCAAACUCAAUUUGUUGGACAGCAAAUAGUUCCCCAGGCAGAUAUUUAUGACACCCCUCGGGGAAUUGCCUUUCCUGGACAGCAUCUAGCAUUUGGUGAAAGUCUGAAUCCAGAUGGAAAAGAAGGAAUAUAUGAUGUCCCUCCACAGGUCACCCAGGACACCAAAAGGCUACAGGAUGCUACCGACGGGAUAAACCGGUUGUCUUUUUCAAGUACAGGGAGCACCCGGAGUAACAUGUCCACUUCUUCCACCACAUCAAAGGAAUCUUCUUUUUCAGCUAGUCCUUCUCAUGACAGAAGGAUAACCCUGGAUCCCGACUCAGCCAUCGAGAGGCUUUAUUGGAAUCAGAACACAGUCGAAAAUACAGUCUCCAGUUUGAUGGCCUUCGUCCACCCUGACUGGCGAUCGUACGAGAACAUGGAAAAACAUAUCAACAAGAUACAUACUGCGGUUGACAAAGUGGAACAGUCACUGGUUGACUACCUCCAUUUCACAAAGGGGGCAACUGCCAAUGCGUCCUAUCUGUCAGAGCUUAGUCUCUACAAUAAAAUGAGGAGGGAGCUGCAGAGGUUAGAAGAUUCCUAUCAGAUUUUGACCCAGAUUAGCCACGACCUCAGUAACUGCAGCUGGUCCUUGAAUGUCCUAGCAGUUAACAAGCCUCAGAACAAAUGUGAUGACCUGGAUCGUUUCGUGAUGGUGGCAAGGACGAUCCCAGAUGACGCCAAGCAACUGACCACUAGCAUCAGUGUCAAUGCAGAGGUGCUCUUCAAACAAGGACCUUGCAGCUCCUAUAUAAAAAAUGCAUCGGAGGGCGUGAAUCCUACCGCUGAUUAUGUGUAUGAUAAUCCUCAGGCUCUAACAUUGCACCCUGGAGAUAAAAACCAGGACCACUGCACUUCUCUAUCCCCACUCCUGUCUAAAAACCAGCCUUACCAAUGCAACAGCAAUAACAGCUUAGAAAAGAGCUGGAUGGAUGAUUACGAUUAUGUGCACUUGCAGGGGAAGGAAGAGUUUGAAAGGCAACAGAAAGAGUUGCUGGAAAAAGAAAACAUUGUUAAGCAGAACAAGAUGCAGCUGGAACAUCAUCAGUUGAAUCAGUUCCAGCGAUUGGAACAAGAAAUCACAAAGCCAGUAGAAAAUGACAUCUCAAAGUGGAAGUCACCUCAAAGUCUUCACCCAGCAAAGAACUUGUUAGCCACUCAAGAGAGGCAGCUUCUUUUGUUUUAUUCAGAACAAUGUGAAACUCAUUUCAAUUCCCUCCUGAACGCCAUUGAUGCCUUCUUCAGCUGCAUCAGUGCUGCGCAGCCCCCGAGGAUCUUUGUCGCUCAUAGCAAGUUUGUCAUCUUAAGUGCUCACAAACUGGUCUUCAUUGGCGAUACCCUGACUCGGCAGUUGACAACUCAGGAAAUGCGCAACAGCAUCAUGAAUUCCAGCAACCAGCUGUGCCACUUGCUCAAAAGCAUUGUUAUGUCAACCAAGGUGGCGGCCUUGAAUUAUCCUAGCACAUCGACGUUGCAAGAUAUGGUGGACCGUGUGACAGAUCUUUCCCACUAUGCGCAGUUGUUUAAGUGUUCUUUGAUUCACAUGGCAUCUCACUGAGAUGCACAGGAAGGACUCAGACCAACAAGGAACUGGAACGUGUCUUUUAUAAUAUGUACAGAUUUUAAACUUGAUUAUGUAUUUUUUUUUCUGUAGAUGUUUUUAUAUGGAAAUUUUUAAAUUCAUUUUAUGGGUUAGAAAUUACAAAGAUUUUCAGCAAUCUCAGUCUAUUGGUUUCAAUAUACAUUUAUAAAUAUUAAAUGCAUUCUCAUGUAUGUAUAUGUGGGGACAUUUCAUAGAAUCUAUUAUGUCAGCACCUUAACAAAAGCAUCCAUCAGUUCUGUGAUGUAUAUAGGGGCUUAAUUUUAGGAUACCCAUUAACCUGAUGCUACUUUUCCCUUUCGGGGUGUACAAUGUAUAUUUUAUUUUAGCUUAAUUAUGUCAU
Notechis scutatus (mainland tiger snake) is the source of this 2174-nucleotide messenger RNA. Lineage: Eukaryota; Metazoa; Chordata; Lepidosauria; Squamata; Elapidae. The record is from RefSeq and is a predicted model, not a curated record.